Molecule: messenger RNA, 2061 nt
Organism: Danaus chrysippus (African queen)
Lineage: Eukaryota; Metazoa; Arthropoda; Insecta; Lepidoptera; Nymphalidae
Source: the annotation of a GenBank genome assembly
AUGAGUGACGUAAAGGAACUUAUCAAACAAAGGGGACAUAUUAAGGCUCGUGUAACAUUGUUUGAAAAAUAUUUAAAACCUUUGUUAGAGUGUAAAGAAAUUAGUUUAGUACAGGUGAAUGAAUUGCGCUUGCGCUUAAGCAAGAUACGUGAUUUAUCAUGCACUUUUGAUGAUAUUCAAUCGCAGAUUGAAAUGUUGGAUGAAGAUACGUCAAAACAAAUGCAAGAACGCGAAUUUAAUGAAAAUAUAUUUUUUCGUUUAUCAGCCGAAGCUCAGUCAUUAAUCGAUUUUUUCGAAAAUAAAAAUAAAUUAGAAUCUUCAUCUAACAAAAGUCGUCCGAACUGUCAUUUAAAAUUGCCCCCAAUUAAAAUCACUCCCUUUAAUGGUGAGGCGAACAAAUGGUUGUCAUUCAGGGAUACAUAUGUGUCGUUAGUACAUAACAAUGAAACGAUUGACGACGUUAACAGGUUUCACUACCUCAAGACGUACUUGGAAGGGCCGGCUAGCGCUGUCAUAAACUCAGUCAGUGUCUCAUCCGAUAACUAUAGCCUCGCAUGGAAAUUGUUAUGCGAGAGAUAUGAUAACAAACGUCUUUUGAUAAAUGAACACAUAAAGUGCUUGUUUUCUAUCGAAUCCUUAACUAAGGAAUCCCACAGUGGUUUACGUAACCUUAUCGAUACAUUAUCGAAAAACCUAAACGCCUUACAUAUUUUAGGUGAACUGACGGACAAAUGGGAUACGUUAAUUAUUUUUUUAGCUUCUGCCAAAUUAGACAGUGUUACUUCUCGGAAGUGGGAGGAAUAUAGAAGUAAUAAAGACGCGCCCACACUGGACGAUUUUUAUGAUUUUCUUCGAAAGCGUUCUAUGGUAUUAGAAACAAUGAAUGUUAAUAAACCCAGUAAAGUUGAUAAACGCCUUAGUUUCUCCAACACAAAAUCAUUCCUUAGUUCUUCUAUAGAAUCACCAUCACCCUCCGCGCAGUGUCUUCUCUGUAAACAGAAUCAUAAAUUAUACGAGUGUAACACGUUUAAGUCACUACCAGUCUCUAAUCGAAUUAAUAAACUUAAAUUACUAAAUCAAUCAUUUAAAAUUCAAGAACAAAGUGAUAAUAAUAGUAAAAACUUACCUACGCUAUCACCUGCCGCCACGGUCGCUACCGAUUCCGAAGUGCCGAGUAGCUCUGCUUCGGUUUCCAUGACUGCAAUUUCUACCAAUCAAUCACUUCUCUCUACUGCUUUAGUCAAGGUGACGAGUAACGGUAAAACAUGCAUAUUAAGAGCUUUACUAGAUUGUGGCAGUCAGUCUUCUUUUGUGACUGUCAGGGCUCUAAGGGAAACAGGUUCGCAACAUUUUGAUUCUGAUUACCAUAGCGUAUCAGGUAUAGGAAGUAGUGUCUUCAAUGUCACAAAACAUUGCUAUUUAGAUAUAGGGUCGUUAAACAGUUCGUUAGUUAUGCGUGUUAAAUGUUUUGUGUUACCUCACAUCACUGAUAGAUUACCCAAUGUUGCAGUAAACGUACAACAUUUGGACAUUCCGUGUCAUGUCCAACUUGCCGAUCCAAAGUUCUUUGAACCUUCCGAUAUUGAUCUUUUAUUGGGUGCUGAUGUAUUUUGGGACUUGUUGGAAUCAAGCAGGAUAAAUUUAGGACCUCAAGGCCCAAUCUUGCAGGAAACGAAGCUGGGAUGGAUUGUAGCGGGUCCAACUGCUAUUCAUAGUAACAGUAAGAAUCGUAAAUCAUUUUGUCAUUUUUCAUUGGAUAAAGCCAGCAGCUUCGUAAAUUCUGGGAACUCGAAGAGGUGCCUUCUAAUGUCGAGUCUCUUACCGAUGAUUAUUGCGAAAAAUUAUUUAAAAAUACUACUUAUCGAGAUGCUCACGGUAGAUUUUGUGUUCAAAUUCCUCUUAAAGAAUCUACUCAGUGCUUGGCAUUUGGAUGCUACUUGCCCCAUCAAGCUGUCAUUCGAGAGUCUAGCGAGACUACUAAGCUUCGUGUCGUAUUCGAUGCCUCUUCAAAGACAUCUUCUGGUGUCUCGUUCAAUGAUGUACAAUAUAUCGGACCUGUAG